Messenger RNA from Chanos chanos (milkfish), 2274 nucleotides. It is a transcript of the gene cax2, whose product is annotated as cation/H+ exchanger protein 2. Gene Ontology annotation, cellular component: endomembrane system; membrane. Gene Ontology annotation, biological process: intracellular calcium ion homeostasis; calcium ion transmembrane transport. Gene Ontology annotation, molecular function: calcium:proton antiporter activity. Lineage: Eukaryota; Metazoa; Chordata; Actinopteri; Gonorynchiformes; Chanidae. Bases 1 to 2274 code for a protein of 757 amino acids. The transcript has 20 exons. The record is from RefSeq and is a predicted model, not a curated record.
AUGUCUUCAAAUCCGCACACGCGACGACGCAAAACAACUCCAGGCAGUCCAGAACCUCCCUGCGACUGUCAGGAUGUCAGAGGUCAUGACCCAGAGUCCUUGUGUGACAGGGCACAUGAGCCCCACCUCCAUCCUGAUACCCCUGAGGGUCACUCCUCCAUCUUGCCUUGUGCCUCCCAGCCGUUUGUCCUCUACACACCCAAAUGUCCAUCUGCACAGAGAGGACAGAGUGCACACACACCUGACGAAGGACCCGAAGACGGUACAUGUAAGAAAACUCUUAGUGCUGAAAAUGAAGUGGAGGCCCUAAAGCUUGCAAACAAUUACAAGUUUGGAUUCAGAAAAUGGAAGAGCCAUGUGACAGCGCGUCCAUUUGAAGACAGAUCAGAUGUAGUCAAGGAACUUUACAGCGAGCUCAAUGUUAUCAAACCUCAAACGGGCUCGUUAUUUACAUUUGGAAAUGUAAUGUACUUUUUCUUAUUUGGCUGGUGGGUUUCUCUUGUGUACUUCUCUGUCGGCCUUUUGAUGUUCUUCACACUGAUUGGGUUUCCUUAUGGAAAGCUCUGCUGGAAGUUGUCCUGUUAUUUUCUGUGGCCAUUUGGGAAAACAAUAGAAAAGGCCACUGCGUCAGUGAAUAGAUACAGAGUGAAAAUCUUUCGUGGCGAAGCCACACCAGAGGAGACUGAGGAGAUCAAGGUGACUUCUCCUCUUCUUUUGCCCACACCUGUAGAGGAGAUCACAGAGGAGACGCAGGUCGUUUUAAAGGAUGAAUGCUGCUGGAGGCGUGGCAGUAUGUGCGCUUGGCUGUUCCUGGGUUACCCACUCAUGGCCGUCACUCACAUCCUGCUGAGUGUGUUGUCCUGGUUACUGGUCUUCACCAUCCCUGUGAGCAAAAUGAGCACAAGGACCCUGGGCACCAUCCUGCUACUGCCGCCUGACCAGGUCCUCAUCAGUUCUGCCAAAGAGAAUCAAUCAGGACAGAGCAAAGUCCUUCUCUGCUGUUACCAUGCCGUCAACUGCUACUACUACAAGUACACAGUGGAUGGGAUCAACGUGUUUGCUGUCAAUCUCUUACCUUUAGUCAUUGUUGCACUGGUGAUCGGCUAUGUGGACAAAGGCAACCAGUUUGUCAGCUCUGAGGUGAAGUUUGCUACAGCCAUCGGUUCCAUCAUCCCCUUGUCUUAUUACAUUGGAAUGGGCAUUGCUAGUAUUUCAGCUCAGAGUAACUUUGCAUUGGGAGCUGUGGUGAAUGCAACGUUCGGCUCUAUCGCAGAGAUGACUUUCUACAUCACUGCCCUGAUCAGGGGUCAUCGCCAAGGCAACAAGUGCCUGCAGGAGAUUGUUAAGGCGGCGCUGACUGGGACACUGCUAGGCUGCAUCCUCUUCAUUCCAGGAAUCUGUAUGAUCAUUGGUGGUCUCAAGCACAGUGAGCAGAGGUUCAACAGCCGCUCAGCUGGAGUCAGUUCUGCGUUACUCUUCAUAUCUGUAGGAGGCGUGUUUGCUCCAACACUUUUCUCUAAAGCCUAUGGGAAUCUCGUCUGUGAGGGCUGCACUAACUCCUCCAACUCCACCAGCAAUACCAGUGAAUCCUUCAUCUGCCGAAACUGCCACUACGACCUGAGUGAAAAUAACUACAGCCUGUUUCAUAGCCAUAUUGAGCCACUGGUGUACACAGUUUCUGCCCUCCUGCCGGUUGCUUACCUAAUCGGUCUCAUUUUUACUCUGAAGACUCACUCUCAUAUCUAUGACAUUCAUGUUGAAGAAGGACAAGAGGCUGGUCAUCUGGGAGCGGUGGUGCACUGGUCUCGAUGGAGGGCAAUGCUCAUUCUUAUCAUGGCCACAGUGCUCAUGUCUUUAUGUGCCGACCUGACCACAGAGCACAUCCAACCUAUUCUCAACCACCCUGCUAUCUCACAGUACUUCAUUGGUGUGACCGUUGUGGCCAUGAUCCCAGAGAUCCCAGAGAUAGUCAACGGGAUCCAGUUUGCCCUGCAGAAUAACAUUAGCCUGAGCUUGGAAGUUGGAAGCUGCAUCGCCGUUCAAGUGUGUAUGAUCCAGAUUCCCUUACUCAUCCUCUUCAAUGUCUUUUACGAAGUGGGCUUUGUGCUCGUAUUCAGUGACCUUCAUCUGUGGACCAGCAUUUUCAGUGUCAUCCUUGUCAACUAUAUUUUCAUGGACGGGAAGUCUGAUUACUUUCAAGGUACAGCUCUUGUGGUGGUUUAUCUGAUCUUGUUAGCUUUGUAUUUCUUUGCUCCUUCUCCUGCGGGGUGUUGA